AGAGAUGUUAAUGAGUGUAAAAAUUUUCAAUUACGUUGCGUGCGAAUGUUGAUGAAACCAGGAACAGAUGCCGACUUGUUCCUGCGUGUCGAUCGAUCGAACACUUACGACGAAUUUAAGGAAAAUUUUGUAAAGACAUUCGGUCGUGGCAGUUCAACUGCUGAUAUUGUACUGCUGUUAAAAGAAACUAUUUUUAACCCUGGAAAAAACUCCGUUAUGGGAUACAUACUCCUCAUGGAGGAAAUCGCUAUGCGUGCUAACAUCGAGGAAAAAUUGACAGUCCAGUUCAUAAUUGAUGGUUUUCGCGAUCGUUCAGCCAAUAUCGCUCUAUUGUACACGGCAACCACAAUUGGACCAUUGAAGGAGUUGGCACGGAAAUAUGAAAACCUAAAAAAAAAGUCCCAACAUUUUUCGCACCGCCCAGAAACCACUGGAAAAGAUCGGAACACAAUCCGCUGCUACAAUUGUUCCGCUUAUGGGCAUUACGCUUCGUCAUGUACUGCGUCGAAGCGCGAGAAGGGAUCCUGCUUCCGAUGUGGAUCCCUCCAGCAUAUGCUAAAGGAUUGCCAACAGAAGCCAGCAAGUAAUCCGAGAAUGGUGGGAGCAGCCAACAACCAGCCGAUACGGGAUGACGAAGUGGAGCCCAAUAUGUUUAUUCCUAUUAUUAACCAGCGCCAUUAAUUUAAUUCAGCACGCUGCCAUUCCCUAUAAAAACUUUAGCGAUGUAUUGUUUCCGACUGAUUACUGUGGAGUUAAUGGAUUUAAGAUUAAUACAUUCGGGAAAAUAUUUGUUAGACUCGUUUUUCAAAACACAGAAGAAGAAAUCUUAUUUUUUGUUGUACCCAACAACUAUGUUGCAACUAAUGUUCUCUUAGGCCGUAAGUUUCUGGAAAAAUUUGGAAUAAAGUUGAUUUCUAAAGAUACGAUAAAAGAAAUUAAAGAAUUGGAUUUAUUUAAGAAUAGUGAAUCAUUGAACAGAUUGAACAUUGACAGUGAACCAUUGAAAAGAGUAGUGAAUAUUGAACCAUUGAAUACAUUAGA
Drosophila takahashii is the source of this 1041-nucleotide messenger RNA. RefSeq lists its product as uncharacterized. Gene Ontology annotation, molecular function: mRNA binding; single-stranded RNA binding; zinc ion binding. The record is from RefSeq and is a predicted model, not a curated record. Gene Ontology annotation, cellular component: cytoplasm. Lineage: Eukaryota; Metazoa; Arthropoda; Insecta; Diptera; Drosophilidae. Gene Ontology annotation, biological process: positive regulation of cytoplasmic translation.